CAAAAAGGAGACCAGGUGCUCCUUCAUUGUCAGGGACUGCGUCUCCGUCCGCUUCCAUAACCUCAACAACGGCACCUCUUUCCGCGAGGAUAUCCUGUGCCGCCUUUCCAGCCCCUUAGACCGAAGGUAGGCUUCACCCUCUGGCGGCUUGUUCCCGGCGUGACCAUCCUUCCACAAGCUCUCAUUGGUGAUUUCUGGCCGAGCCCCCUGCAACCCUGGCAACAGCCCGUCCUGGAGCUGCCAGUCCCGGAUUGGUCCGUACCUCCCAAGUUCCAGAGCGAGCUUUUGGUCUGAGUCACUGCGAAGCUAGCGUGGUGAUUGGCAAGGCUGGACGUCAGUCAGUCGGAGGCGGGCCCAGUGGGAGAAAUGGCUGCCGCGUCUGCUCGUGCGUGAACGGUCUCGGCCGUGGAGGCGUGAAGCCGGGUCGCAGCGCUUAGUGCUUACAGCUGCCACCAGUGGAAGGUGGAAUUCGGCUCCGCUGGGCUUGAACACGAACCUCAGCCUUCCGCGUCCCCCACCCGGGCUCAGGCCCAUCCGAAACAGUACCUAAAAUUACGUGGCACUUGAGAAAUGUAAUGCUUCCCUGACGGCGAUCUCGCAGAGGAAGGAUCCUAGCCUGGGCUUUAGCUGCUUGCCAGCACGCCAUGGCCCUCACGAUGCUAAAUGGUCUACUUAUCAAGGACUCCAGCCCACCUAUGCUGCACCAGGUUAGCAAGACGCCUCAGCUAGACGCCUUCAACUACCAAAGCUGCUCCAUGCAAGACCUCUUUGCUCAUUUCCCUGAGGUCUUAUUUAUACACCGGACCUAUAACCCGAGAGGCAAGGUGUUAUACACCUUCCUGGUGGACGGACCCCGGGUCCAGGUGGAGGGUCCUCUUGCCCGAGCUGUGUACUUCGCCAUCCCUACCAAUGAAGAUGCCAGAGGCCUGGCACAGAUGUUCCAGGUGUUCAAACAGUUUAACCCAGCGUGGGAGAGAGUCACCACCAUCCUGGUGGAUCCCCACUUCCUCCUGCUGCCCACCCUGACCAUGGAGUUCCCCACUGCUGAGGUCCUGCUCUCCGCGUUCCACAUCUGUAAGUUCCUCCAGGGUAAAUUCUAUCAGCUGUCCCUGGAGCAGCCCGUGCAAAGGCUGCUUCUGUCCUCCCUGCAGAGCACUAUGUGCUCAGCCACAGCUGGCAACCUGAGGAAACUCUACACACUCCUGAACAGCUGCAUCCCCUCCAGCAGGCUGCCAGAGCUCCACUCACACUGGCUGCUCAAUGACCGCAUCUGGCUGGCGCACCGCUGGAGAAGCCGCGCCCAGAGCAACCGAUACUUCCAGGGCCUGGAGGUCACAGCCCACAUCCUCAGCCAGUUUUUUGGCACCACCCCAUUUGAGAAACAAGGCAUGGCGUCGGUGUUCCGAUACAUGCAGCAGAACCCUUCAGACAACGCAGGCCUCAGCCUGGCUGAGAGUGCCCAGGACAAUCACGCUCCUUCAGAGGCCAGCCCUGAAAACCCCAACACAGAACAGUUGGUGGAAGCCCGUAUCCAGCACUCCCUCAAUGCCAUCUGCACAGGGCCCGCUGCCCAACUCUGCCUAGGUGAGCUUGCCGUGGUCCAGAAAUCCAUGCACCUCAUCGGCUCUGGCUCAGAGAAAAUGAACAUACAGAUUCUGGAGGACACGCACAAUGUCCAGCCCCAGCCUCCCGCCAGCUGCAGCUGCUACUUUAACCAAGCCUUCCACCUGCCCUGCCGCCACAUCCUAGCCAUGCUCAGUGCCCGCCAGCAGGUGCUCCAGCCCGACAUGCUGCAGGCUCAGUGGCCCUCGGGCUGUGCCACUAGUCUAGACAGUAUCCUAGGCAGCAAGUGGAGUGCCAGCCUGGAUAAGCACCUGGCUGUGACUCUCCUCACUGAGGAGGUGGGUCGGCUAUUACAGCACUGCAGCGAGGAGGAAUUUGAGCGCCGCUACAGCACCCUUCGAGAACUAGCUGACAGCUGGAUCGGCCCUUACGAGCAGGUACAGCUCUAAUCACGUGCACACCCCGUACUGGGACCUGACCCUAGAGGAGUCCACGGGUUAAGCAGGCUCUGCUCCUGCCUAUCUUUAUGUUUUAUUCUGAGAUAGGCUACUUUCAAACUCUGUAGACAGGCUGGCUUUGAACUUGUGAGCCUCCUAACUAACCUACUGAUUAAGUGGGAUUAUAGCCUGUGCCAGUAGACCCAACUUCUGAUUGUAUUUGUGUCUGAAAUGUUCACACACCUACGAACACUCACAUCCCUUCCUCUACACACACUGUGCUUCCUUCCCAAAGGCCUCUGCUCUGCUCCAGCCUCUUGUCUAGAAUGUGUCAAGCUCCACAGAGCAGAAGUCAGAAAAUCUUUUCUCACUUCAGUAGAAAAUAGUAAAUAUUGGCUCAGUAGUAAAUAUUGUAGGCUUUGACGGCCAAAUACAGUCUCUGCUGUGUAUCCUGACUUCAGCUCUGACAACUUUUUCAUAAGGAAAAAUGAUUUGUAGCUCAAGAAAUUUCUGGCAACAGGCAAUUCCUUAAGAGAAAGUGAUAAGGCUGAAGGUUCUGCGUCUGUAACUCCUGCUCAGUGGCCCUGGAGCCUGCCCACAAAGGAAGAGGCUGCUUGGGCAGGGCCGUCAAGCUUCCCUUCCCGUUUUUUCCCACCCUGGGAUCAAUAAAGUCUCAUAUCCCCA
Molecule: messenger RNA, 2684 nt
Organism: Apodemus sylvaticus (European woodmouse)
Lineage: Eukaryota; Metazoa; Chordata; Mammalia; Rodentia; Muridae
Gene: Zswim1
Product: zinc finger SWIM-type containing 1
Exons: 3
Coding region: 645-2012 (455 amino acids)
Molecular function (GO): zinc ion binding
Source: RefSeq, a predicted model, not a curated record